UGUGAUAAAAAGUAGAGCUGCUGAAGCACGCGGUAGUUUCUUGUUCUUUUCAGUCAUUAACGGAGUGUCGUUCGUUGAAUUUGGAGUGAAUCUUUACUUUCUCGUUUACUUUACUUUUUCGUUUAUAUUUUUAAUCUUUUCUAUUUUAUCGUAAAAUAAGUCGAACAAGAUGCCAGGACAAUUCAAAGAAAUCCAAGCAAAACGUGCAACAUUCGGAAUGGGAUGCUUUUGGGCUGGCGAUUGUCUUUUUGGCGUUUUACCCGGUGUAAUUAGGACUUGCGUUGGCUAUGCCGGAGGACAAAAGGAAUCACCAAUUUAUAGAAAUAUUGGAGAUCAUACGGAAGUCGUCGAUAUCGAAUAUAAUCCAGACGUAAUAUCAUAUACACAAUUACUCGCUUUAUUUUGGCAGAAUCAUGAAUAUGGUCUCACUACAAAGAUCAAGAGACAGUAUAUGUCACUGGUCUUGUAUCAUGAUGAAGAACAAAAGUUGCUAGCUGAAAAGUCACGUGAACAAGAACAGCGGAAGCGUACAAACCUAAUUCUCACCGAGAUAAGAAAAUUCGAAAAGUUCUACCCGGCUGAGGAUUAUCAUCAAAAGUAUCGACUUCGAAAUCAUCCAUGGUUAAUCGAAACUACUGGUCUCACAAGCGACGAGGUUCUUCGAAAUUCACCUUUAGCUGCUAAAUUGAAUGGUUACAUUGCUGGUGCUGGAACGAUCGAACAAUUUGAAAAAGACUUACCUAAUCUUGGUUUAAGUGAGAAAGCUGCGCAAUAUUUACAGAAAUAUGUAAUCGAAAAUCAAGGAAACGGUUUAUAUUGCUAGCUUAAAAAUGUUUAAUAAUUCUUCGUAUGUAGUACAGAUCAAAUAGGAUUUAUUUCCUCGUAAGAAGAAGUUUUUAAAUCUGACAAAAGAUUUCUGUCUUAAAAGAAUAUGUCUUGAAUCGUUCGCCGAACGAUUCUAAUAAUGCGAAUGAGGGUUUAGCUCGAUUUUAAAAAGCAGUUAUGUUCGGUAAAUAUCCUUCUUGUUAGUAUUAAAACCUCUCGUUUUCUAUCAUUUUUAUUAUAGUAUGUAAGUUUUACUAACAGGACAUUAAUGCUAUACUUCAUGCAUAAAUGAGUAAUAACAGGUUUGUUUGCUCAGCAGUAUCGACAUGUCGUUUUUUAAAAAGAAUUAAAAAUUAAUUUGCAGUAAGAUAGGCUGUGAAAGGUAUAUACAGAUAAUUCUGUUUGCAAUAAUUUGUUUUUUGAUCACUUCGUACAUUCUAUAAGUUUUAUAAGUUUAUCGCGUUAUUAUUCAUCCUAAAAAAAAAAAAACAAAUGACUAUAGAGCAUACAACUGAAGCAUGCUUUUUAAAUUCUUCAAGUUGUAACUUUUUGGAUAAUAUUACUAUUUCGUUU
Molecule: messenger RNA, 1398 nt
Organism: Bombus impatiens (common eastern bumble bee)
Lineage: Eukaryota; Metazoa; Arthropoda; Insecta; Hymenoptera; Apidae
Gene: MsrA
Product: peptide methionine sulfoxide reductase
Exons: 5
Coding region: 170-823 (217 amino acids)
Molecular function (GO): peptide-methionine (S)-S-oxide reductase activity
Source: RefSeq, a predicted model, not a curated record